This is a messenger RNA of Pteropus alecto (black flying fox), 5432 nucleotides long. It is a transcript of the gene WDR36, whose product is annotated as WD repeat domain 36. Gene Ontology annotation, biological process: rRNA processing. Gene Ontology annotation, molecular function: protein binding. Bases 132 to 2819 code for a protein of 895 amino acids. Gene Ontology annotation, cellular component: small-subunit processome; Pwp2p-containing subcomplex of 90S preribosome. NCBI's taxonomy places the organism in Eukaryota, Metazoa, Chordata, Mammalia, Chiroptera, Pteropodidae. The transcript has 23 exons. The record is from RefSeq and is a predicted model, not a curated record.
AUUGGCAGCGGGCACCGGAAACGCUUGUGAGUCUGCAGCCCUGGCAAAUUUUGCCCCACGAGACGCACUCAAGAACGGGGUGCGCGAUUGGCAUAACGGCUGGAGUCUAGAGUAGUUGUACCGCUUCAUCCAUGGAGCAGGACGCGGGGGGCCGCACGGCCAGCGCGCUAUUCGCGGGGUUCCGGGCUUUGGGGCAUUUCAGCAACGGCAUUCCACACGUGGUGCGGUUCAGUGCGCUAAAGCGCCGAUUCUAUGUGACGACCUGCGUGGGCAAGAGCUUCCACACCUAUGACGUUCAGAAACUUAGUCUGGUCGCAGUAAGUAACUCUCUUCCACAGGAUAUCUGCUGUAUGGCAGCUGAUGGGAAGCUAGUCUUUGCUGCUUAUGGGAAUGUUUUCUCUGCAUUUGCCCGUAAUAAAGAGGUAGUACAUACCUUUAAGGGUCAUAAGGCAGAAAUCCAUCUUUUGCAACCCUUUGGGGAUCACGUUAUCUCUGUUGAUACUGACAGCAUUCUUAUUAUUUGGCACAUAUAUUCAGAAGAAGAAUACCUGCAACUGACUUUUGAUAAAUCAGUAUUUAAAAUUUCGGCAAUUUUGCAUCCCAGUACCUACUUGAAUAAAAUACUUCUUGGAAGUGAACAAGGAAGCCUUCAGUUGUGGAAUGUAAAGUCUAAUAAACUUCUGUAUACAUUUCCAGGAUGGAAAGUUGGAGUGACAGCUCUUCAGCAGGCACCAGCCGUGGAUGUUAUUGCUGUUGGUCUUAUGUCUGGUCAGAUUAUCAUUCACAACAUUAAGUUUGAUGAAACGUUAAUGAAGUUUCGUCAAGACUGGGGUCCUAUUACUUCAAUUUCAUUUCGUACAGAUGGUCAUCCAAUAAUGGCAGCUGGAAGCCCUUGUGGUCAUAUUGGACUCUGGGAUCUUGAAGACAAAAAAUUAAUCAAUCAAAUGAGAAAUGCACAUUCUACAGCAAUCGCUGGACUGACAUUUCUCCAUAGAGAACCACUUCUUGUCACAAACGGUGCUGACAAUGCUCUCAGGAUAUGGAUAUUUGAUGGUCCCACAGGUGAAGGCCGGCUUUUGAGAUUCAGAAUGGGACACAGUGCUCCUCUUACCAAAAUUAGAUAUUAUGGACAAAAUGGACAACAAAUUCUUAGUGCAAGUCAAGAUGGAACUCUUCAGUCAUUUUCCACGAUACAUGAAAAAUUUAACAAGAGCUUGGGACAUGGACUAAUAAAUAGAAAGAGAGUCAAACGUAAAGGACUUCAGAAUGCCAUGUCAGUGAGACUUCCACCCAUCACAAAGUUUGCAGCUGAGGAAGCUCGUGAGAGUGACUGGGAUGGUAUCAUUGCCUGCCAUCAAGGUAAACUAUCUUGUUCAACUUGGAACUAUCAGAGAUCUACAAUAGGCACUUACUUUCUCAAGCCAAAAGAGCUGAAGAAAGAUGACAUAACUGCAACAGCAGUGGACAUAACUUCUUGUGGAAAUUUUGCUAUAAUUGGUCUCUCAUCAGGAACUGUAGAUGUAUAUAACAUGCAGUCUGGUAUACAUCGAGGAAGUUUUGGCAAGGAUCAAGCUCAUAAAGGGUCUGUUAGAGGUGUUGCAGUGGAUGGAUUAAACCAGUUGACAGUUACAACUGGUAGUGAAGGAUUACUCAAGUUCUGGAACUUUAAAAACAAAAUUUUAAUCCAUUCUAUAAGCCUCAGUUCAACUCCAAAUAUGAUGCUGCUACAUAGAGACAGUGGCAUUCUGGGACUCGCCUUGGAUGACUUCUCCAUUAGUGUUCUGGACAUAGAAACCAGGAAGAUUGUCAGAGAGUUUUCUGGACACCAAGGCCAAAUAAAUGACAUGACUUUCAGUCCAGAUGGUCGUUGGUUAAUAAGUGCUUCAAUGGAUUGCUCUGUUAGAACUUGGGACCUUCCUUCUGGGUGUCUUAUAGACUGCUUUUUGUUGGACUCAGCUCCUCUCAAUGUUACUAUGUCCCCUACUGGAGAUUUUCUGGCUACCUCCCAUGUGGACCACCUUGGAAUUUAUCUGUGGUCCAAUAUUUCUCUGUAUUCAGUCGUUUCAUUACGGCCACUUCCCACAGAUUAUGUUCCUUCAGUCGUGAUGCUUCCUGGUACUUGUCAAACUCAAGAUGUAGAAUUAUCAGAAGAAACCAUAGAACCAAGCGAUGAAAUGAUAGAGUAUGAUUCCCCAGAACAGUUGAAUGAGCAGUUGGUGACUCUGUCACUCCUUCCUGAAUCACGGUGGAAGAACCUUCUUAAUCUUGAUAUUAUUAAGAAAAAGAAUAAACCAAAGGAACCACCGAAAGUACCCAAAUCAGCACCAUUUUUUAUACCAACAGUUCCUGGCCUUAUACCCAGAUAUGCUGCACCUGAACAAAAUAAUGAUUCCCAACAGUCUAAAGUAGUAAAUCUUGGAAUUUUGGCUCAAAAAUCGGAUUUCUGCUUGAAACUUGAAGAAGGACUGGUAAAUAAUAAAUAUGAAGCUGCUCUUAAUCUUCUGAAAGAAUUGGGCCCAUCAGGAAUUGAAACAGAGCUGCGAAGCUUGUCUCCUGAUUAUGGCGGGUCUGUAGAAGUUAUGCAGAGUUUCUUAAAAAUGAUCGGGAUGAUGUUGGACAGAAAGCGUGAUUUCGAGUUAGCCCAGGCAUACCUUGCAUUAUUUCUAAAGUUACACCUAAAAGUGCUUUCUUCAGAGCCCAUACUUCUAGAAGAAAUGACAAAGUUGUCAUCACAGGUGGAAGAAAACUGGAUCCAUUUACAAUCACUCUUCAAUCAAAGCAUGUGUAUUUUAAAUUAUAUAAAAAGUGCUUUGCUAUAAAAAUAAAUUUAAGUGAUUAAAUCAAAAUCUUUAUAUUAAGUGGGUUCAGUUUAACUCAUAUUUUGUUUUCCAAGUUUGAUUGUGAAAAAAAAAUAAAUGCUAGCACUACUGACUAGUCAGUCAUUAAUGAUGCUAAAUACUUACUUGAAAUAAAAUACCAGCCUUUUGUUUUAAAGACUUAAUCUACUCAAGUGAUCUGUUUUGAGUCUCUUCCCAUCAGUUACUCAUAUAUGACUUUUUGAAUCAUUAUUACCAACUCAUGUUUUUCAAAUAUUUGUAACAUAAGAACUGCUGGAUGUUUCCUGUAAAGUAUUGCUUAAUUAUAUUGAAGAUAAAACUGAUAUAUAAUAUAGUUAUAAAAGUGCCUUCGUGAUAUGAAGUAAAAAAGCUUGUUUCCUUCUUUGGUGGCCUUUGAUGAAAACAUGAAUCAUUGACUCUUAGAGCUGGAAGGUGUGUUAAAUAUUAGUUCAGCCCUCUUAUAAUGCAAAAGAGGAAGCUGCUAAGGUCAGCUCGGGAUCUCAGUGACAGAUCAAGAUUUUCUGACACUGCCUCUCUAAAAUAAUUUGUUCUUUUAUCAGGAACGUGAGAGGCAUUAUUACAAGGUAAAUUGCUGUAAGAGACAGUCGAACAGAUAUCUAGGAUAGGUUAGGGAAAUUCUUAAUUCUAUGACGAUAUUCUUCAAAGGUUUUUCUUCCUUACUAAUAACCAUUCUGGCAAGAAACUGCUAACUACUUUUUUCUCAUAACCAUUGAAAAACCAGAUAGCUCUGAUUGUUCCUCUUUUCCAUCAUUAAUUUCUUUGCAUGGUUCAAAUCUUCAGCAAUACAUGAAUUAAAAAUAAGCAAUUCUUAAAAGCAUAGUGCUCUAAAAGCAAUUUUUACUUUACUCAAAAGUACUGUCAUUCAUAAAAUUCAUCUGGUUGUAUUUUAAUGCUAAUAUCAUUAGGAUAAGAAGGUUUUACGGAAUAAUUUCCAGAAAAACAUUUCUCACAAGAAAUUGUCAGGGAUAACUUUGAAUAUCAAAGUGUUUUUGUUUAAUGUAUAAGGUAGAAUUAGUAAGCUGCUAAAGAAAUAAGCAGUCUGGUUUGUACUCUUGUUUUUCUUUUAGAAGUGUCUGUAAACUUAAUAAAGCCACUGACUGAAAUGUUAACAAGGACUUAAGUUCUAAUUUCAAAAAUCAUAUUUCCUCCUGCCCCAAAACUGUUCUAAAGAUGUGGCAAAAUUCCAGUAUAUAAUCAUGUACCAUGUGAAGAUUGUAACUAAAACAAAAUAAUAAGCUCUAAACUGAAAUUGUAUUGCUUUUAUAAAUCUUGAAUUUUCUUCUCUUUUUCAAAUGAGAACACAGAAGUUGAAUAUUGCUUUUAUUGGAGAUAUUGUUUUAUUUAGAUAGUAUUAUAGCUUCAUUUUGGCAGGUGGUCUUCUAGAACCUUUGUGUUUGCCAUCAAGGAAGGGAGAGAGAAAGAAAUACAAAAGAUAAUUUGUAUGUAUAGUUUUUCUUAGAAUAUAUCAGUCUGUGCAUACUGCUUUGUCUUUAAAAUUUAAAUUACAGAUGUAGUAAAUGACAAUAUUUUACUUGUAAAAACAUCAGAAACGUGUCUAUUUUUUGACAGUGACCUUCAAUCUCAACUCCCUCUAGAAGUAUGACAUUUAACUUUCCAUCUAUACCUUUUUCUGUGAAUAUAUAUAUAUAGACAUAUAUAGCUACAGGAAAUAAAAUGUAUGGUUUUUUAUAUAUGUGUAUCAUUCUGUAACUUUUUCUACUUGUUUUUUUAUUUCAGUAUAAUCAUAUCUAAUCUCUUUUGUAUAGUGUUCCACAGUCAGUGUAGCCUAUAGUGGACAUCUUAAUUAAAUUCCUUUUUCUUUUUUUCUAAUUACAAACAAUGCUGAAAGAAUGUCAUCCUGUAUUACUAUGUGCAUAUAAAGAUUUCUCUGUAGUAUAUGCUUAGCUUUUGAAUUGCUGGGCCCGAGUUAGGCAGUUUUAAAGAGAUACUUAAUUUAGUUUCUAAAAUGGCUAUUAACAGUUUAUAGUUUCUCUUCAGUAAUGAAUGGGUACCUGUUCCCCAUAUCAUUAAGGACAUUUGAUAUUAGAUUUUUAAAUUUUUUAUUACUCUAAUGGGUUAAAACAUUGUUUUAAUUUUAAAAUCUGAUGCUAGUGAGGAUGGGCAUCUUCUAAUGUUUAUUUUAGGCCAUUUUUAUAUUUUUAUAUUACCUUUUACACUGCUCAUUUUUCUAUUGAUUGACUUUUUUUUUAAUAUUCAUUUGUUAGGAUUUUUUCAUAUAGUUUAGAUAUUAGUCUUUGAUAUCUGUUGCUAAUGUUUUCUCCCAGGGUCACUUGUCUUUAACUUUAUUAUGGUGUCUUUUUUUAGAUGUUUUAUAUGUAUAGGCAAAAUGACAAUUUUUAUGACUUAUUUCAAAAUAUAAAGCAUAUUCUGUAUUCUAAGACAUUUAUCAUGUAACAUCUCGAUUUUUGUGAAGAGUGUAAGAUAGCUACUUUCAUUCAGAAGUCCAACAACUGUUUACUGAAGUCCAUUCUUCUCUCACUGAUUUGAAAUGUUUUAAAUCCUUUCAUUGAAGUAUUUGACAUCCCUAAUAAAUAAUGUAUUGCUUUGAUUAUA